AUUUAAUGUUAAGUUUUAUAUUAAGUUAAUAAACUUUUAUUCGCAAAUUAUUUUCAUUUUAUAUGUAACAAUUUUUGUUUAUUUAUUUAUAGUUUUAAAACAAUUAAUUUUUUUAUCCCGUUAAGAAAGUACUUAUGAUUAACUGUUUAUUUAAGUAUUUCCUCAUCAUCAAAUUUCGAGACCCAGGGACAAUUUUCCUAAAAAGAGAGGAAGUUAACAUUCGACACUUAAAUAUUUUUUAUAAGACAUUAGUCACUUUUGAAGGAUUCAUCCUCCUCAUUUUAUUCACAAAAUCGCCACUGGCUAGACCUGCAGAUAAAGAUAUGUUUGAACGCUUAGUUGUUUUAUUAUUUUUUAAUAUUUAUCAAAUUUAGAGAUAAAUGAUAUUUUAGUGUUGAAGUUGCUUUUAUGCAUAAGUUUUUUCGUUAUCUUUAAUUUUUUAGAUUGAUCAUAGAAAGAAAGUCGAUUAGAAUAGAUUAACUAGGUUAUGAGCAGUAGACAAAUAUUUUACCAAAGUCAAGUUCUUUAAAAAAAAAUUGUCGAUAUAUUUUUUGCUUUGUUUAAGCACUGUUUAAAACUGUAAACUAUAGUAGGAAACUAUACUUAUAAAUAAAUGAAGCUUGUAAAUACUAUUAGAAAAAAAUAUAUAUCUUUUUAUUUCUUUUAAUUUCAACCCAAAAUGGCAUGACUCUGUCUAAGAAAAUAAAAAGUCUACUCUGCUAAUAAAAUAAAAAAUUUUAUUUUAAUAACGCCUAAUGAAAAAUUGUAAUGAAAGCAAUAUGGUUUAGAUACGAAAAGCAAUCAAAUUUCACUAGCAAAUUAAUUAUACGCAAUAAAAAAACAAAUUUGUCUGUGAGUUUGCGCUAUAAAAUCAAGCUAACGAUCUAGACAGUUGGCAAAAAACGUACCAUCAAGGUCAGAAAGAAGCCAAAAAAAGCUUAUAAAAAUACCUCAACAAAUAAAUAAAAAUUAUUUUGCACAGCAAUUUCUUUUACAGAAAAACUACUAACGUCAUCGAUUCAUAACUAGCCAUUGUAACAGCUUUCCUAACUAUGUUUUCGUGGGUUGUUUUACAAAAAAUUAAUUUUGCGAAGCAUAUAUAACACAAAGAAAAUACAUUACAUGUUCACAAUAACUUGCAAUAACAACAUUCUUUCUUUAAAAUAAUAUUUGCUAUUAACUCGCGUGUAUCAAUCUUGACCAGUAAUGGCCACUAACUAUGCAUCAGAUACGAUCUACAGACACUUUCAUCGCACAAAUAAAAUUUUGAAUGGAUGCAAAGUAGUAUGCUUCAAAUGUCUUGUACCCGAAAAAAGUAAAAGUAACGAGUUAUGUGGUAAAGAAAUUACAUGUGCCGCAAAAGCUCGCAUUAGCAACCUUAUACGACACUUAUCUAGAAAACAUGCGGAGCUCCUCAUUACGUUAGAAAAAAAAAAAUUAGAAAAAAAAAUAGAAGAAAAGAAUAAGAAGCAAAAAUAUACAGCCAUCAAAGGCAGCACUUCACAGCAAUCCAUAUUAAAGUGUUUUGUACCACAGCAAAUUAGUUUGCAUAUUACAAAAGAUGAGUUUUUAGAAGCCUUAAACCAGCUGGUUUUGGUUGAAGGUCUUUCAUUCCAGGCGUUUGAUCGGGAACCUAUUCAAAAGCUUUGCGGAAAAGUUUCAUCUCAUUUUGGAUUUAAAAUGAAUAGAGAUAAUAUGAGAAUUCAAAUUAUCGAUCUUGCCAAAAAGCAUCGCGAACAAAUCAAAAACAAAUUAACGAAAAUGCUAAUUUAUUUGAAAGUCGAUUCUACAUCAAGGCAUAUGCGUCACUACCUCGGUAUAAAUGCCCAAUACUCGAACAAUGAUGAAAUUGCUGUGAUCAAUCUUGGCACGAUUGAUACAAAGGGAAAACAAACGGCGGAAUACACAAAAAAAAUUAUUGAGAAGUGUUUAGAUAAGUUUGGAAUCAAUAAAAUUAAUAUUUUAGGCCUCAGUGUUGACAACGCAGCAGUGAAUAUAAAGUUGGUGCGCGACUUUGGCAUCAGCGCCGUUGAAGAUAUUGGAGAUGACGAAGACGAUUUUUCAGUAGAAACUGAUGAAUUUGACGAAGAUGGUUAUUCUAAAGCAGACAAUGCGGAAGCAGUCUUGGCAAGUGGAGUUGCCAGUAGCAUGAGUGUUAUACAUCUUCAAAGAUGUGCUGUCCACACUUUACAGCUAGCCGUAAAUGAUGCAUUGAAAAGGCCCACAAUAAAAAAUCUAAUUAACCAUGCCAGAGAUGUUGUCAAAGCUGCAAGAAAUUCGAAGUGGAUUGACUUCUUCAGAGACCAGACUCCACAUCUCAUUCCAAUUUUAGAUCAGGCUACCCGUUGGUCUAGCCAGUUCAAUAUGAUUGAGAGGCUAAUUAAGAUUCGACCAGUAAUUCAAAAUCUAAAUAUGCAAAAAGAAGCUCCUAAAGAAUUUAAUGUGCGACCAUGUUUUUGGGGUAUGUGGGAGGAAUUGAGAGAUGUAUUGCAUAUGGCACGCGAUCUUACUAUUCGUCUUCAACGUGAAAAUAUCACCGCAGGCGAAUUUCUUUUUGAUUGGAAUUCAAUUAAGUGUGAACUUGACGGGAAGGACAGUGACUUAGCCAAAGAUUUCCAAAAAGGAAUGGAUAAUAGAGAAAGCGCGCUACGCGAAAAUCCGUUGUUUCUUGCAGCAGUUUACGUUGAUAUUAGGCAUGGCUGUAUGCUAACAGCGACUGAAGACAAGAUAACUGCAGCUGAUGGACUUUGGAAAAUACAUUACAAACUUAUUCAACUCGCUAAUGAAAAUAAGAAUAAUGAACUCAAUAAAACCAAAAAAGCAGUAGAGCGCAACUCUUUUGCAGUUUAUGUGUCAGACUCUAGUUCAGAAAAUGAGGAGAAUGCUUCACCAGUUGCAAAGCGUCGACCAAAUUUAUUUAAGUUGUGUGAACAGGAGGUUCAAGAAAAUUCUUCAGAAGAACAAAUGCAGGUUCAACUAGAUGUAAUCGAAAAGGAGUUUCGACUAGCUCUAAAAACAAUUCCGGAAAUCCGUUGAAUGUUUAAAGAAAAAUCAUCCAACUUAGACGAGUUUUUAAAACUUAACCCAUUAAAAUCAAUUGAGCAGUUCCCUGAAGUUGUACGGGACGCCUGCCGUGUUGCUUUGUCGCUACCCAUAUCCCAAGUCAGUGUCGAGCGUCUGUUUUCAGUCUUAAAGCACAUGACACCAGACCAUCGUAGUCGAUUUACGUCUGAUUUAAUUGAUGAUAUGCUUUUUUUACGAACAAACGAGUUUUUUAUUUAAACGUUUUUUGAUGAUGUAAAUAUUAUAAUAUUUUGUCCUUAUAACUUUUUAAUUUAGCGUGUAAUUAAUGCAAAUAAGCAUUUAAAUCUUUUUAUAAUUUUAUGAUCAUGUCGUUUCAAAUAAUCUGAGAAAUUGAGUGCGACAAUACAAAUCAAAUAAAAAUCUUUGGAGUUGUAUUGUUCUUAUAAAUUCUUACGAUCCAGCAAAAGCGGGACAAAUUAACUUUUGGGUUUAAGCAGCCGUGGCUCAGUGGUAGCGCACUUUCCUAAAAAAAAUAAGGGAUCCGUGGUUCAAACCCACCUUUGGUUUUGCGACAUCGGUUAGGAAGUAGGAGUGAAUUUCCUUUUAAUUGCUUUUCUAAGGUGCGCUGUUAUAAGACCGUAAGGACUUCUUAGGGUACAUAAAAUAAAUAUAUAUAUAAUUCAUAAGAGAAAAUAUUAUUGGUACCCUUUCAUUUUUCCGGAACUUUCGCGUAAAAGUUCCAAAUAAUAAAAACCCCAUAUUUAAAUGAAGAAAAAAAAAAUUAUUACGGAGUCCGGAGUCCGGAGUCGGAGUCCGUGGAGUCCAUGAUUUUUGAGCUCGGAGUCCGGAGUCCCGGAGUCCCAAAAAAUCGAUGGGACUUCGCAUCCCUG
This is a messenger RNA of Hydra vulgaris (swiftwater hydra), 3914 nucleotides long. RefSeq lists its product as uncharacterized. The record is from RefSeq and is a predicted model, not a curated record. NCBI's taxonomy places the organism in Eukaryota, Metazoa, Cnidaria, Hydrozoa, Anthoathecata, Hydridae.